Diutina rugosa is the source of this 699-nucleotide messenger RNA. RefSeq lists its product as uncharacterized. The coding region runs from base 1 to 699 and encodes 232 amino acids. Lineage: Eukaryota; Fungi; Ascomycota; Pichiomycetes; Serinales; Debaryomycetaceae. The transcript has a single exon. The record is from RefSeq and is a predicted model, not a curated record.
AUGGAUGAAAUGGACGACGUCUAUGAUUCUCAUAUGGAUGUUAAGAAGAUUUCGGGCGACUACUUCUUACACUUGAUGACUGUGGCUGACACUACGAUGAUGGCCAAAUUAGUGGCGUGCCAGUUUUUGAAGGAAAAAUGGAUACGCAAAGGCCCCCGUUGCGAUGACAUUCCAAAGUUCGUCCAGGGCAUAUUUGUCGGGUUGCAAAUGACGUCACCUUCAGAUGAGCUUGCCUAUCUAAUGAGGCUCAUGCUAGGGGCACUCUCAGCCACCAUCUCCUCUAUGGACAGUUCACAAUGCCGUGAGCUACUUCGUACCAUUGUGCCUAUAUCUGACAAUGUUGACGGCCCUUGUGCUUAUGGAGUGCAAGGAUUGGUGUACGAUUUGUACACUUCGUUUCCGAAAGAGGUAGAGGAAGAACUAUGGGGAAGCAAGAUGUAUGACUCGAUUAUUACAAAUAUUGACGACUUCAGUGAUUGUAUUGAUCAUGAUUUUGGUCUUCUCGAUGACCUCCCUGGGAUAAUAUUGACUUUUGAAGGCGAUUUCCGCAGAACGGCCUUGAACUAUGUAUUGCACAAUUGCGACAAUGAAUUGCAGCGGGUGUACUGGACAUGGUUGUACGGCACCGUUGGCUUUGACAGCGAUGACAGUGAUAACAGUGAUGAUGACAGCGACGACGACGAUGAUGAUGAUAACUGA